AUGAUGUCUGUAGUUUCUACCGCUUUACUGCCAACUGCUGCCUACCUAGGCCUUCGCUAUCUCUUGGUCUUUCGAUUCAUACAGGGUUUAGCGUACUCCGCCGACUUUGCAGCAAUUGGGAUUCUUUGUGUGCGUUGGGCGCCGCUUUCGCAAAUGGGUCUCUUCAUUAGUGCUCUGACAAGCUUCACCUCCGUCUCUGUUAUCGUUACAGAUCCCUUGACCGCUUGGCUAUGCGAUUCGACGCUUGGAUGGCGGUCAUCCUUUUAUCUCCAUGCAGCUUUUGGGUUUGUCGUCUUCACGCUGUGGGCCAUAUUCUAUGUUGACGAUCCACAUUUACAUCCGAAUGUUAGCGAAAAGGAGUUGGCUAAGAUUCAAAAGGAGAAAACACAGGCCCAUAUCGAUCGAGACAGUUUCGUUCCAUAUAGACAAAUCAUCACUAACGAAGUCGUCUUGGUAAUAUGGUUUAACGCAUUUGUGGAACUGGUGAGCAUAACCAUGCUCUACGUAUACGCUCCAACAUAUUUCAACUCUGCUUUAGGAUUCGACGUUUCCUCCACAGGUACGUAA
Ostertagia ostertagi is the source of this 567-nucleotide messenger RNA. NCBI's taxonomy places the organism in Eukaryota, Metazoa, Nematoda, Chromadorea, Rhabditida, Trichostrongylidae. The record is from the annotation of a GenBank genome assembly.